AUAUCUUGUGACAAACUUUCAAAUUAUUUUUAAAGAUAUUUUUCAGCAUUUUGCUGUAAAAAUGUGUAAACAUAAAAAUAGGGUUAGGUUUGCGGCGAUUUUCGAAAACAACAAAAAACUGGCACUGGCAUGAUAGUUGAUCCGCCAUUGUUUUUUUCUUGCGGAUUUGGUGUUGCAACAGAAUCGCCAAAAACUCAGUUUUCUCCAAGUAUUUUUCAUUUAAUGUCCCUUUGAGUAGUUGCAAAAGAUUCCCUUAGCACAAUGGAAGUAGAUAUGAGUUUGGAUGAGAUCAUAAAGAAGAAAAAGGGGCAGAAAAAUGCCAAAAAUGGAUUGGGCGUGAAAAACAAGGGAGUGAAGAAGGCCAAGCAGACUCAGGUGAAGCAAGUGAAGCCGAUGAAGCAGACACUGGUGGAUGCGCGUAUGAAGAUAAUCCAGAAGAAUCGUGCCAAGAUCCGUGAUGCUCGAGAUAAAUUGAGCGAAAUCGCUCGGAAAACUGAUGCCAGACUCAAGAUUGGCAGGAAGUUGAAUGCCAGCUUUCCUGGAGGCUUGAGGAGUGCUAAAUUGAAGCAGAGUGGACCACUUGCUAGGCCCAAGAAGCCGCUCAAUCGGGGUUACAGUGCUCCUAACAUAGCUCCGAGCAAUCCCCUGUACAUUGGAGCCCCCCGCGGGUAUGUUGAUCAUGAUCGAAUGGAGUCCGACGAGAUCACUUUCCCUGUCGAAUCCCCAGUGCUGCGACGCACAGUCAGCAAUAAUCUCGCUUUUGGAGGUCACAGUUCCGGACGCACUCUGGAUGCAGAUCCUUUCGAUCUCUACGAGUUGCCACGACGUCAGGAGCCCUUCCUGACACGUCAGAUCUAUCCUGGGCCAUCAGAGUCUCUGUCACCGCGCAAGGGAAUCCUCAGACGUGGUGCCUUGGAUUCCCCGCCGCGAAUCAUUGAGCGACGCUACAUUCCGGACGAGAACUCACAGCUUUCCUACGAGAUGCGCUCCCGCCUCGAACGUGCCCCCGAUCCCAGGGCUUCCGUAGGAAUGUUCUCCAGGCGUGAUCCUACUCCAUCGCCCCCACCGGCUCCCGAAGGGUAUCGCAUUGUCGUGAGCAAUCUGCAUCACAGUGUCACGCAGAAUGACAUUGUGGAGCUCUUUGAGGACAUUGGGCAACUGAUGGAGGCACGCCUGGUGAGGCCUGGAGUGGCCGAGGUGAUUUUCAAGGGGCUAAAGGAUGCCGAACAGGCCGUGGAUACCUACCACAAUCGCCAACUCGAUGGGCUGCCAAUGAAGUGUUUGCUGGUGAAUCCCAAGUCGCCUGCAACUCUCAAGCGAUCCAGCGGCCUGACCAGAUCAACCAGCAAGUCUUCAAAGGAAGCACUCGAAAUUGACAUUGAUGCUCUUCACUCUGUCCUGUUCCGGCGCUAAAAGGGAUCCGGACAAUACUGGGAUUUAAUUUAUCUUCAUUUAUUGAUUUUCGCGUGAAAAAAAAUGAAUAUUUGAUAAAGGAAGAAAAUAAAUAAAAAGAGAAAAUCGGUUGGAAAA
This is a messenger RNA of Phlebotomus papatasi, 1530 nucleotides long. Its product is annotated as polymerase delta-interacting protein 3-like. Gene Ontology annotation, molecular function: mRNA binding. Gene Ontology annotation, cellular component: nucleus. The transcript is spliced from 3 exons. Gene Ontology annotation, biological process: mRNA export from nucleus. The record is from RefSeq and is a predicted model, not a curated record. The coding region runs from base 262 to 1413 and encodes 383 amino acids. NCBI's taxonomy places the organism in Eukaryota, Metazoa, Arthropoda, Insecta, Diptera, Psychodidae.